Sebastes umbrosus (honeycomb rockfish) is the source of this 2472-nucleotide messenger RNA. It is a transcript of the gene camk2n1a, whose product is annotated as calcium/calmodulin-dependent protein kinase II inhibitor 1a. Gene Ontology annotation, biological process: negative regulation of protein kinase activity. The record is from RefSeq and is a predicted model, not a curated record. The coding region runs from base 5 to 619 and encodes 204 amino acids. Lineage: Eukaryota; Metazoa; Chordata; Actinopteri; Perciformes; Sebastidae. The transcript has 2 exons. Gene Ontology annotation, molecular function: calcium-dependent protein kinase inhibitor activity; protein kinase binding.
CUUUAUGAUCCCGGGAUCUCCCACUUCCCUCACCAGACAUCAGCCAGCAACACAGGCGAACACAACUUUCUCUCUCUUCACUCUCUCUCUCUCUCACACGCUGCUGUCUCUCUCUCUCCCUGCAGCUGCAACACAUCCAGAGACCUACAGAGAGACCACAACAACAAACACAACUCGGACCUCAGACGCCCCUUCAUCCAAACGGAGUCAGACAGAAAGGAUCACCAGCAGGAGAAAAACACGCACCAAGCGCUGCUGCAGCUUGCACCAAAAAAAAAAAAAAAAAAGGGGGAAUCUACAGCUUUAUUGCGCACAGAUAAAGCCACCGAGGAAGACUUUAUAUCUACUUUUGGUGAUCCUACUCUCUCGUCGUGCCACAAUGUCCGAGGUGCUGCCAUACAACGAGGGUAAAAUGAGCGGCUACGGAGCGGACAGCGAGGUCAGUCAGAUGUCCUUUAGCUGCGGACUGCAGGACACGAGCGCCUUUUUCGCUUCCUCGCAGGGGAAGAGACCUCCAAAGCUGGGACAGAUCGGCAGAGCCAAGCGAGUGGUCAUCGAGGACGACCGAAUAGACGAGGUCCUGAAGGGGAUGACAGACAAGUCUUCACCCGGCGUCUAAAACGUGAGCGAUGCCUUGCAAGACUUUUUAAUUUUUGAUCACCGAUUUGAAGCACUUGUCGGCUGUGCAUGUUCGAGGAUUGCAGGGGAGAAAAAAACGACGGCACGAAAGCAAGGAAGGAAGGAAGGAAGGAAGGAAGGAUGGGUUGACUGAGGAAAAAGGCAACGAAAAGAGAGGGGAGAAUGGAGAAGGCUUAAAGGAAGAGAAGAAGUGUUGAAGAAAGAUGGAGAGAUGAAGAGAGAAAGAGAAAGAGAGAGAGAGACUCUGGAAAAGACCAAGAUUUAUCAUGGGAUUGCUGGCAAUUCUCCAAACGAAUCCCGAUUUUAACUCCUGCUGCGCAGCAAGAUGUUGAGAUGGCGGACCUCGGCUCUGUGUCUCAACCUCUGCUGACUUUGAUGAUGGAUGAACUUGUCAUUACUUUCACGACCAUCUCUUUUUUUGUUUUCCUUUCCAACAGCGCUGUAAGCAACAAAAAUACUGCAACUGGAGGCUGAAGCUAAAUCCCAGCCCUAUUUCAAUAAGUUGUACAGUACAGUAGGUAGGCUAAGCUCUCAGACGAACCCCCUUCCUCCUCCUCCUCCUCCUCUUCCUCCUCCCUCCUCCUUUAGGCUUUGCUUUGUUGAUUCAGUCAGCGACGGUGCAUUCAAGGGAGCUGUCCUUUCAGCACUGGUCCAAUGCAUUCCUGUUGCUGCUAUUGCUUUUUAAAAACAGACCAACCAAACUCUCAAGUCUGCUAAAUAGAGGAGACCCAUUGUAUGUAAAAACAUAUAUCCGAGGAUGGUGCAAUGUUAAUAUUUUCUGUAGUAGAAGCCCUGUUUGUUUUUUGGCCCUUAAAGAGCAUUAGGCCACAGGUUAAACCUGAACCACAGGCUACUUUCUUCUAGAUCUUCUUCUUCUUCUUCUUCUUCUUCUUCUUCUUACCCAUCAGUGGUUAAAGGUGCAGCUUGGCACCUCCAUGUAGCUGAUUUAAAACCUGCACAUAUCUAUUUUCCCCCUUUCUAUUUUUGUUUUAAAAAUGCUCAGAUAUCUACAGAGGCCAGCACAGAUGUGGAGAUCAUAUUAAAUGUUUAAAAAAAUGUAGUCAUGAAAUUGAUGGGAAAAUAUUAUACUUUGGACAAUUUGAUUAUUUUAAUUUCGCAAUUAUUCGUGUUUCGUCCUCUAUGAGUUUUUUUUUUCCAUCUAUUUGCAUGAACUUUCACUCCGGUGCCAACGCAGGUGCCACUACUCUUACCCUGGCACGCUUCUUUUUAACAAAAGUCAUAUUUGUAUUUUUAUAUCUAAAUAUUUGUUAUUUAAAUGAUAUGCUAGUCUAUCGUCUUACAAUUCAUCAACAAAAAUAUUUCUACUUCAGAGAGGAUAUACAGAGUGAGACUGGGCUUCAUGGAAGCGAAGCUGAGAUUUUGGUGGACUGGUCUCAUUCUAUAUCAGCGGUCGGGUGUUUUUUAAAGACUAACUGAAUGUGUCUGGGGUUUUUGCACACAUCAAUGUUAAACUUAUUAAGAAAUCGUAUACUGUGACUUGAGCUUCGUUGAUGAAUUUGUUAGAAAAUGGCAGUUUUAGAGUAUAUUGCACUGUUUACGAGUAUCCUCAAAUAACACGUUGUUAUUUGACCGAUUUUGGACAUUACAGUUUUUGUUUUUUAAUUUUGUUUAUUUUGUACCAUUAUUUUAAAGAAACUGGAUAUGGUUUGUUGUGCAUGAAACCUUAAUAUUUUCAAUAAUGAAACAUCGUUUUAUGAAGCAAAAAAGCAACAAAAAUGUCAUGACAUUCUAAGAAUGAGUCAUUGUAUAUUAUGAUGCCAUUUUCACUGUAUUUGGUGAAUUAAUAAAUGGUGAAAGAACAUGUAAAUGUGA